Messenger RNA from Salvia hispanica, 2572 nucleotides. Its product is annotated as serine/threonine protein phosphatase 2A 57 kDa regulatory subunit B' theta isoform-like. Gene Ontology annotation, cellular component: protein phosphatase type 2A complex. Lineage: Eukaryota; Viridiplantae; Streptophyta; Magnoliopsida; Lamiales; Lamiaceae. Gene Ontology annotation, biological process: signal transduction. The record is from RefSeq and is a predicted model, not a curated record. Gene Ontology annotation, molecular function: protein phosphatase regulator activity.
AGAGAGAGAAAAUCAAAAUAGAAGAAACAAUAAUUCACCAAAACCACAUCAUCAAGAACAACCACCAGAGAUAGAUUCUUUCAUUUCCCCUUUAAGCCCUUCUCUCUGCUCUUCUCUCUCGGGCCCAAUUUUCAGGUUUCAAUCACUGCUUCCAACUCACAUCAAAAUCAACCAGCUAUCUGUGCAUCAAUUCUCGCACCCUAAUCCCCCUUUGCACAUGAAUACUUUCUGUUCAAAAUAUAGCUACACGCACUGACUCUUUCUGUACUUUUUCUUCAUUGUGAUUCCCAAUAAAGGAAUCGUUGCUGGGUUUUCUAGAUCGUGCGCAGAUCUUUGUGUUUGUUGAUCUGGAGUUUGUCUUCCUAGAAUUGACAUGAAGUUGAAUUUGAGAUAGGAUUUGUACAUCAAAGUAUUACUCUUUGUGGGAAGAAGAUUGCAAGUGUAAAGGGGACUGUAUUCUGAACUCACAGUUGUCGAUUUCGAUAUAUGAUCAGUAGUUGAGUGUGUGCCUUGUGCAUUCUAGCAGUUGAUUGGUAGCUGCUGGCUGCUUUCGAGUUUGCUUGGACAAGGUUUUUUGGUGACUUUAAGUGAUGAUUAAAAAUUUCCUUAACAAGCUUCCAAAGAAACAGGUAAAAUCAGCAGAGAGUCGUGAUGGAGGGUCUUCGACUCUCUCUUCAAAUGCUUCGACUACUUCCAGAAUCAAUUCUGCUUCAAGUGCCCGGUCAGGCAUUGUAAACUCCUUGGAGAAUAAUUCGACACAGAACUCUGGUGGUAAUCAUGGGAACAAACUUCAUGAUCCGUUACACAGCAAAGCAAACGGGAGUAGUCCACCAGUGCCAUAUGAGGCUCUACCUGGUUUUAGAGAUGUCCCGAGUGCGGAGAAGCAGAACUUGUUUAUAAGGAAACUGAGCAUGUGCUGUGUAGUAUUUGACUUCACUGACCCCACGAAGCAUUUGAAAGAGAAGGAUGUCAAACGGCAGACUUUGGUGGAGCUUGUCGACUAUGUCUCUUCAGCGAAUGGGAAAUUCAGUGAUGUGGUCCUGCAAGAGAUCGUGCGAGUGGUGUCUACAAAUUUGUUCCGUACUCUCUCUACUCAGCCUCGUGAAAACAAAGUCUUGGAAGGUCUUGACGUGGAAGAAGAGGAGCCCCUAAUGGAUCCUGCGUGGCCCCAUCUGCAAAUCGUCUAUGAGUUUCUCCUCAGGUUUGUUACAUCCCCGGAGACUGAUGCAAAGCUGGCAAAGCGCUAUGUUGACCAUUCUUUUAUUCUGAGGCUAUUGGAUCUGUUUGAUUCGGAAGAUCCAAGAGAAAGGGAGUACUUAAAGACAGUACUGCAUCGCAUAUAUGGGAAGUUCAUGGUGCAUCGCCCGUUCAUUAGGAAAACCAUAAACAAUAUAUUUUACCGAUUUAUCUUUGAAACAGAGAAGCAUAAUGGGAUUGCAGAGCUGUUAGAAAUUUUGGGAAGUAUUAUAAAUGGAUUUGCGUUGCCAUUGAAAGAAGAGCACAAACUUUUUCUUGUCCGGGCACUCAUUCCACUUCACAAACCAAAGUGCAUACCGAUGUAUCACCAACAGCUAACUUAUUCCAUCACACAAUUUGUAGAGAAAGACUGUAAGCUUGCAGAUACUGUUAUCCGAGGCUUGCUUAAAUAUUGGCCCAUAACAAACAGUUCAAAGGAGGUCAUGUUUUUGGGUGAGCUCGAGGAAGUGCUGGAAGCAACUCAGCCACCAGAGUUCCAGCGCUGUAUGGUUCCUUUAUUCCGCCAAAUUGGUCGCUGCAUGAGCAGUUCACAUUUUCAGGUUGCAGAACGGGCUCUCUUUUUAUGGAACAAUGAUCAUAUCGAGUACCUGAUCAAGCAAAAUCGCAGAGUUAUACUGCCGAUCAUCUUCCCUGCAUUGGAGAAGAAUGCAAGGAAUCACUGGAAUCAGGCUGCGCACAGCUUGACAUUAAACGUCAGAAAAAUAUUCUCUGACGUGGACCCUGAACUAUUUGAGGAGUGCCUGCUAAAAUUCCAGGAAGAUGAAGGCCGGGACGAAGAAGCCAAGGUGAAGCGUGAAGCAACCUGGAAACGCCUGGAGGAGAUUGCAAUCUCUAAGGGCGCAAGCAAUGAAACAGUGCCCAUCCCUCACAAGGCCGUGCUCACCACCCGGCCGUCCAGCUAAGUAGCACAAUGUUGUCACUGGUGAUGAUGCAUUAUGUUGUUGGAGGCGGAAACAUGAAAUUAAACUCUGCAUAUUUCUUGAUUGCUUAAUCUUUUGAAGAAGCUCUGCUGCUGGGUCGCAUGGGACGAAAGCACGAUAUCAUCGGCGGUUCCAUGACCUCAUCAUUUCGAUACGGGAUCAGAGGGGACUGUACAUACGUAAAAUGGAUGGCCAACUGCGGGUGGUUAUAGGUGCUUUUGCCGCAUGCGAUGUGCAGGUACCUUAUUUUCAGUGAUAGAAGAAAGGUUUUUCCAUCUCUUGCUCUUAGAAAUGAUGUUGAGAUCAAAAUCCAGACUUGUAUUUUUAUGUUGAUGUGAACUAUUCAUUGUAAAAGUUAUUAACAGUUGAAAUAGUCUAGGAUUUCUUUUUCUUGA